UAACAAUGGUUACUAAGCUAACUGCACUCAGUGCCUUUCUGGCCAUAAUUUCCCUGUCUGCGGCCUACCAAAUAUCCACUAGUGUUGUUGAAGGUGUUGCUUCAUAUCUGAAUACACCCACAGCGCCAUUCGUCAAGAUCGGAGAUAGUUAUUACUUUAUUGAAAAUAAGGUUAAUAGAAACUGGUAUGAUGCCUUCGAGGCUUGUCGCCAAAUGAACGCUGACUUGGUCGCAUUUGAAGACCGGAAGGAACAGAAGCUGAUCUAUCAAUACCUUGUUGAUAAGGAAAUGGAUACGACUUAUUGGACUGCUGGCACCGACUUGGCCAAGCAGGACUCUUUUGUUUGGUUUUCAACUGGUCAGACCGUGGCUUCGGAUUUGUGGUGUAAUGAUGAGCCAAAUAAUGCUAAAAAUGAGGAGCACUGCGUUGAGUACAAACCAUUGCACCCGGAAGUGAAAAUGGGACUGAAUGACAGGAUCUGUACCUUUAAGAAAAGUUAUAUUUGCAGGGCACCGCAGCCAAAAACAGUAUCAUUUAUAUUGUGGUAAUCCAUCUCACGUUCCAACAUAUUUUACAAAACGUCUUUGAAAUACAAAUUUUAAU
This is a messenger RNA of Drosophila sechellia, 603 nucleotides long. Its product is annotated as C-type lectin 37Da. NCBI's taxonomy places the organism in Eukaryota, Metazoa, Arthropoda, Insecta, Diptera, Drosophilidae. The coding region runs from base 6 to 548 and encodes 180 amino acids. The record is from RefSeq and is a predicted model, not a curated record. The transcript is spliced from 2 exons.